Molecule: messenger RNA, 7720 nt
Organism: Anolis sagrei ordinatus
Lineage: Eukaryota; Metazoa; Chordata; Lepidosauria; Squamata; Anolidae
Source: RefSeq, a predicted model, not a curated record
AUGAAAUUUACUGCUUUCUGUAUGCAAAUUAAAUUCCUGCACAUAAAGGAAGAAGACCGGACUCCACCGCCGACUUCUCCGCCUCCCAUUUUUUCAGUGAUUCCUGGAGGUUUCAUUAAGCAACUCGUUCGUGAAACAGAGAAAGAAGCUAAACUCAAGGAGAAAAUCCCACUGAAUUCUAAGGAAGACCCUCCAGGGAAAGUGGACGAUGGCUCCGUGAUCAAGGACACCACCAACCUGUGGGAAGCUGGUCAAGGGAUGGCCAAUAGCAAAGGUCAAGGGUCGCUGGUCCAGGGCUGGUUGAAUGGCGAGGGUGAAGGAAUGACCAAAAUCCCAGAAAAGAAGAGAGGAGCCGAUCUGAGGGUCGGGUCACCAUCCUCUCCUUCCAAUCCCUCCCCACUUCCCAGGACUUUGUUUUCACCCGAAGGAGGGAAAAAGGAUCCGGAGAAGGUACCAGAAGCAGGGAAGAAGGCCCACCAUCCGACACCGUGGAGCAAACAACGCUUAGAGGGCCUUGGAAAAGAGAAUGUGAAAACAAGGGUGAAGGAUGAGUGUGUCACCGGGCGGACAAGCCUCAGGGCAAAUAAAGGGAUGAAUAAGGAGAAAGCAAUGGGAGAAAUGGGGAAGAAAACGGGAGAAAACAAGGAGAAAAUGGGAGAGAUAAUUGGGAAAAAACCAUGGGAAAACAAGGAGAAAAUGACAGAAGAAACAGGGGGGAAAGUGGGCGAAAACAAGGAGAAAAUAACAGGAAAAAUGGGGGGAAACAAUGAGAAAAUGACAGAAGAAACAGGGGGGAAAGUUGGAGGAAACAAGGAGAAAAUAACAGGAGAAACAGGAAGAAAAGUGGGAGAAAAGAAGGAGAAAUUGGUGGGAGAAACAGAGAAAAAAAUGGGGGAAACCAAGGAGAAAACAAGAGAAAUAACUGGGAAAAAACUAUGGGAAAAUGAGGAGAAAAUGACAGGCGAAAAGGGGAAAAAAGUGGGAGAAAGCAAGGAGAAAAGAAUGGGAGAAAUGGGAAAAAAGGUGGGAGAAAACAAGGAGAAAACAGCGAAAAAAGUGAUAAAAAAUAAGGAAGAAAUGAGGGGAAAGGUGGAAGAAAACAAGGAAAAACCAAGAGUAAUAACUGGGGAAAAACAAGGGGAGAAAAUAAUGGGAGAAACGGGGGGAAAAGUGAUGGAAAGUAAAGAAGAAAUGGGAGAAAACACAGAGAAAAUCAAGGACAUUGGAGAAAAACGGGAGCAAAAAUCAUCAAUAGAAGAAACAGGAGAAAACGAGGAAAACAAAGUCGAUCUUGGAGAAAUCACUGAUUCUUCAGAGAAGGAAGAUGUCUGGUACGAAACGGAGAAAGUUUGGUUGGUCCAGAAAAAUGGCUUCACCCUGGCAACUGAACUGAAACCCGAUGUAGGGACCCCUGAACUCCCUCCAGGGAUGGUCCGGGUUCGAAUCGAGUCAGACAGUUCUGUGUUGGAAGUUGACGAGGAACAGAUCCAGAAGACCAACCCUUCAAGGUUCGACUAUGCCGAAGACUUGGCCUCACUCGUUAGCCUUAAUGAGUCGAGUGCCAUCAACACCCUCAUCCACCGCUUCCGGUCACAGCUGGUUUACACUUAUUCCGGUCCAGAUCUGAUAGUCAUUGAACCAUGGUCUUCUACAAACAACACUUCUAAGAAGGCCUUCAAAGGGAAGCGGGAUGUGAUGUCUCCCCACAUUUUCUCUGUGGCUCAGAAGGCCUACUGGACCAUGCUGACUCAACGCCAGGACCAGACCAUAAUCCCUUUGGGGAGAUCGGGUUCAGGGAAGACCACUUGUUGCCAGAAUGUUCUUGAGUACCUGGUGGAGCAUGCAGGCAGUGUGGACAACCGGGUCACAGUGGAGAAGAUCCAGGCCAUGUUCACUAUCCUCCAGGCCUUCGGGGCAGUCAGUGAUGGCCGUAAUGGAGCAUCCACCCGGUUCUCAAUGGCCAUGGCGCUGGACUUCAACGCUGCAGGACACAUCACGGCUGCCCACCUUCAGACAAUGCUUUUGGAGAGGAUCCGCGUCACACAGCAACCGGACGGAGAGGGCAAUUUCAACGUCUUCACUCAGAUGUUAGCCGGACUUGACCUGGACCAGAGGACCCUCCUCCACUUGCAUCAUAUGAGGGACAGCAACUCCUUCGGAAUCCAGCCUCCUUCUACUGCGGAGGAGAGGCAAUCGUACAAGGCUUCCUUCUCUGGCCUUCAAUCUGCCUUCAGGACAAUGGGCAUUGGAGUCCAAGAGGAAAGCGCCCUCUGCAGAGUCCUGGCCGCCAUCAUCCACCUUGGGGCUGCUGGGGCCACCAAAGUUGGCAGAAAGCAGUUCCUGAGAUGGGAGGCAGCCAAUGAAGCAGCAGAAGCUUUGGGCUGUGACUUUGAGGAACUCUCCUCCGCCGUCUUCAAGCAUCACCUUCGCAACAUAAUACAGCAGGCCACCAGAAACAUUGCAGAAGAACCCACAGAGAGUCCCAAAUUGACGGGUGUCGAAUGCCUUGAGGGAAUGGCGGCCGGGCUCUAUGAGGAAUUGUUUGCAGCCAUUGUCUCCUUAAUCAAUAGGUCCUUCUCCUCCACACUCCUCUCUAUGGCUUCCGUUCUGGUUCUAGACCUGCCGGGCUUCCGGAAUCCACGCCAUGACAGGAAAGAGAGAGCAGCUUCCUUUGAAGAGUUCUGCCGAAACUACGCACAAGAGAGACUUCAGGCACUUUUCUAUGAACGGACCUUCACUUCCACAAUGGAAAGGUACCAAGAGGAGGGCAUCGAGCCCUGCUUUGAGUUGCCUGGCUCCACCCCUUCUGCUACAGUGGCCCUGGUGGACCAAAGGCCCUCCCAGGUCUCAAUGGCUUCAGCCGGGAAAGGAGAUGACCCUCCCAAAGGCCUGCUCUGGAUUCUGGAGGAAGAGGCAUUGCUCCCCGGUUUGAGUGACAGCAGUGCCAUCCAACGCCUUUUCUCCGCCUUCAACACACAAGAAGGAACAGCCUUCUUCCUCAGGAAGUGCGAGCAGGCCUUGCAGUUUGAGGUCGGCCACCUCCUGGGUCAUGACCCCGUCCGUUAUGACGCUACUGGGUGGGUCAGCAAGGCCAAGUGGAACCUCUCAGCUGAGAAUGCCGCCCAGGUCUUGCAGCAAUCGAAAAUAGAGGCCAUAAAUGAGCUUUUCCAAAGCCGGUGCAAGAUCCCCCUGGUGUGCCGGUCAGUGGCGGGUCUGGAAGGAAACUCUCAGCAGGCCUUGCAGCGUAUCGGUUGUGUGCGGAAGUCUUUUGCCAGCAGUUUCGCGGCCGUGAAGAAGAAGUCGGUCUGUGCUCAGAUCAAACUUCAGUUGGAUGCCCUCUGCAAUUUGGUGAAGCGUUCCCAGAUCCAUUUUGUCCACUGCCUUCUCCCGAGAACAGAAGUAGAGACCCACCCGGAUCCAACAACAUCAUGGGACAUCCCAUCCUUGCGUGUCCAGCUCUCUGGGUGUCAGAUCAUAGAUGCCUUGCGGUUGCAUAGAAUCGGAUAUUCUGACCGCAUGGCGCUGACCCAAUUCCGACGGCGUUUCCAGAUCUUGGCCCAACCACUGAUGAGAAAAUACACUUCAGCUUAUGAGACAACGGAUGAGAAGAAGGCUUUGGAGGAGCUGCUCCGUGCCUUGGAUUUGGAAAAGAAGAGCAUCGCCUUGGGACGAACCCAGGUCUUCUUGAAGGCAGGGCUCCUCUCCAGAUUGGAAAAACAAAGGGAUAAGAUGGUCUCCCAAAAUCUGUCUCUCUUUCAAGCUGCCUGCAAAGGCUUCCUCUCCAGGCAGAACUAUAGGAAGCUAAAGGUCCAGCGGCUGGCGAUCCAAUGCAUCCAGAGGAACCUGUUGUCCUUUCAGAGGGUCAAGGCCUGGUCCUGGUGGGUCCUGAUGGGGCGGCUCCGGCCACUGCUGACCAGCAGCCUCUCCGCUGACCAGCUCCAAGCCAAGGAGGAGGAACUUUCCAUCCUGAAGAAGAAACUGGAAAACGCGGAACUCCAUCGCCAAAACGUAGAAUUACUGGAAACAAAGGUCAUUGACCUCACGGCGGAGCUACUGGAUGAACGCUUGAAAGUGGAAGCCGCUUGCCGUGUUUUGGACACAGAGCGGUCCGAGCGGCUGAAGGGGUCGAGAGAGGUCAAGGAGCUGCAGAAUAAACAUGAGGAUCUACGGAAGAAAUUAGAAGCCGCAGAGAAACAACUAGAGGAAACGCAGCAGCAGCUUGAACUGCGAGAAAUGGCUGCCAAAAGCUCUGGGAAAGGGGAGGAAUGGCAGAUGCAAUUGGAUUGUGCCGAAACAGAGAUUGGAUUCCUCCGGAAACGGAUUGCGCUUCUGGAAGAACGGUUGGAAACUGAGCAAAAAGCCAAGAAAGAGAUCGAAGAAAAGCUGUGUGGGGCACAGUUGGCCUGGGAGGCGGCCCGCCGCUCGUCACAGCAGUUCCAGCGCAAGUGCCAGCGCCUAGCCUGUGACCUGGAGGACACCCGCCUCCUUGUGGAGAACCAGCAGAACCGCAGCCACGAACUGGAGAAGAGGCAGAAGAAGUUUGACCUGCAGCUGGCCCAAGCUUUGGGGGAAUCUGCGUUUGAGAAAAGUCUUCGUGAAAAAGUGAUGCAAGAAAACACCAACCUCCAGUAUCAAGUGGGGAAAAUGCAAAAGAACUUAGAGGAGAAGGAGUCUGAGAAGAAUGUCCUGGUCAAGCGGCUGGAGCUGCUGACCAAGCAGAUGUCGGAGCUGUGUUGUCUGUCCAAUGGCCUUGACACGAACAAAAUGGCUGCCCUGCAGAAGCAGGUCUGGGACCUGGAAGAAAGUGCUGCCAAACAAGAGGAAGAGCUUGGUCUUCAAGCAAAAAGAAUUGAACACCUGGAACAGUUGCAUUUACAUCUGGAGCUGGAGAUUGAGAGGAAGCAGCAUCUGCAUCAGAAGAAAAUGGAAGAUAAAGAAGAAGAGAUGGAUGACCUCCGGGGAGCCUGCCAGAAGAAGCUGCGCCAGCUGGAGAUGCAGUGCGAACAGGAAGCGGAGGAGAAACAGCGGCUGCUGGCUGAGAAGCGCGACCUGGAAGGACUCAUCGCAACCUUAUGUGAACAGGUUGGCCACCAUGACUUUGAGGUGGAGAAGCGCCUUCGCCGGGACCUGAAGCGGAGCCGUGCCCUCCUGGCCGAUGCUCAACUCCUCCUCCAGGAAAGCUCUUCUAGGUCAGAAACUGGGUCAACGGAGGUCAAAGCAGAGGUGGAGAAGCUGCGCAGGCAGUGGGAAGAGAGCGUUUCCCGUUGUGCAGAAGCGCAGGAAUCCCAGAAGGAGAUGACCUUUGAACUGGAAGGACUCCGCUCGGAGGUGGAGAAACUCGCUCGCAACAAAAUCUUGAUGGACGAGCAGCUCUACCAAUUGCAGCAUGAAAAAGCGGAUCUGCUGAAGCGCAUCGACGAGGAUCAGGAGGAUCUGAACGACCUGAUGGAGAAACACAAGGCCCUCAUCGCACAGUCCGCCAAGGAUAUUUCCCAAAUCCAGGAUCUUCAGACGCAGCUGGAAGACUUGAAGAAAGAAAAACAAAACAUUCAGGAAAAACUGCAGGCCUUGGAGUCCCAGCUGAAGGGUCACUGGAGUCAAGGGUCAUCACCGGAGAGGUCAAUCGUGAGCCGGCAGGAGGCCCUGAUCCGUGAACAAGAAAACAAGGCUGCCUUCCAGGAUGUCCAGGUCAAGCGCCUUGAGAUGCUGGUCUUGCGCUUGAGGGACAGCCUGAUCCGUUUGGGAGAAGAGACUGAACGAGGGAAGGAAAGCGAGCGGAGAGAGAAAGAGAAUGCGGAGUAUGCGUGGAAGCGCAUGGAGGAGAUGAAGGCCCAGCUGCAGGAAUUGCAGGACAGGGAGAACCAGGCUCAGCACAAAAGGGUCCAGAUGGAGAAGCAAAUAGAUGAAUUAUCGGCGGUGAGGCAGACGCUUCAAGCAGACCUGGAGACAGCUAUUCGACGCAUUGCGGAUUUGCAAGCUGCUCUGGAAGAAGUGAGAUCAAGCGAUGAAGACGAAAGUGAUACGGAAAGCGUCCACACAGCCAAGGAAUCGUUGACAUCCAGAAUGGACACGGAAAGCGUGGGCUCCUCUUCGAUCAGCCUGAACCUGGGUCCAGAGGGAAGUGUCUACUCCUGGCGGUCAGCCCCAUCCCCCACCUGGAGUGACCUCAGCAAAGAUCUGGAAAGGAGAUCUGUCUCUGGCAUUGGCACCGAAAAAAUUGGUGCAAACAUGCAAAGAGAAGGAGGGGAAUUGUGCAAAUUGCCUCGCUCUGCCUCAUCUUUUGCUCUUUCUGAAUAUGUUGAGGAAUUGCGUCGGAAGCGGUUGAACGAAGAAGAAUUGGGGGAUUCCGGCCCCAAUUUGCCUAUUUAUCAGACAACCGGAGCCUCCAUUUUGAGAAGAAGCCGGCCGAUGCAAGAAAACGAUGAAUCGUGCAAAUCCCUUGCACGAGACGUGCAAAAUGUUAAAAGCGAGGUGGCCACUUCAUUGCAACCAAAGCCCUGGAAGAGUUCAUUGGAGGAAAUGAGAGAAUUGGAGAAACCGAUAUUUGGUUCAUGCAAACCCCUCGUGCAAAAUGUGCAAAGCGAGGCCGCUGCUUCAUUGCAAGCAAAGCCCUGGAGGAGUUCAAUGGAAGAAAUCAGAGAAUUGGAGAAACCCAAACCAGCCCUGAAAUUCGGUUUGUGUGAAUCCCUCAUGCGGGACGUGCAAAACGAGGUAGCCACCUCAUCGCAAGUGAAACCCUGGAGGAGUUCAUUGGAAGAAAUAAGGGAAUUGCAAAAUCCAGUAUAUGGCCCGUGCAAGCCCCUCGUGCAAAACGAGUCAGCGGCUUCCUUGCAAAUGAAGCCCUGGAGGAGUUCUUUAGAAGAAAUAAGAGAAUCGGAGAAUCCAAAAUUCACCUCGUGCAAACCCCUCGUGCAAGGAGUGCAAAAUGAGACAGCCACUUCCUUGCAAGCUAAACCAUGGAAGAGUUCGUUGGAGGAAAUGAGAGAAUUGGAGAAACCAUUAUACGGCUCGUGCAAACCCCUCGUGCAAAAUGUGCAAAGUGAGACGGCCGCUUCAUUGCAAGCUAAACCAUGGAAGAGUUCAUUGGAGGAAAUAAGGGAACUAGAGAAUCCAAUAUUCAACCCAUGCAAAUCCCUCGUGCGAGGCGAAGAAAUGGGCGAAUUGGUGGGGAUGAAGCCCUUGGUUUUCCAAAGUCGGCGCUUUGGACGGGAGGCAGAGGACCAGGAUAACUUCCCUCCGGCCAUCCGGACAUCCAGGAGCCCCAGGCGGGAUGGUCAGCGGCCCAUGAGCGUACACUUCGAGGACGAGGUCAAGGCCGUUUUGGGGCCCAAAGGAAACACCAUUUUGGGGCCUGAUGAUGAUGACGACUCCUCAUCUUCCUCUUCCUCAUCUGGAUCUGUGGUUUCCUUCAAGGGCCGGCAGCCGGAGGGUCAAGCACCCAGGGCUGACCACCGGUUGGAAGCGGAAGGGAAAGAGGAUGAUGUCCACAGCAUCAUGAGGAAGUACCUGGGGAAGGAGUGAGGAAAUAAAGAAAAGAAUGCAGAAAGAAGCACAUUCAAUAUAUGGAUUUUGAAGCACAUCUUUUGUGAUUGUGGUGUUUGCACGAAUGUUUGUGUGUUUGUGAAUGAGAGACAAAGAGAUUGAGAGAACGAGACCUCUGUUAACUCUCUUUGUUUUAUACAAAAAAUUAAAAUUACAAUAAAUGAAUUUUAAAACCUUU